CUCUAAGAAGCUGCCCCCAAACACCCGCAUUCUAUCAAAAUUUCUAAAUUAUUAUUAAAUUGCUAAAAUUCAAAUUGAAUAGCAAACAAAAGAGGUGCUAGAAAUCAAAUUGUUUCAUAUGCUGCUGCUGCAACUGCUGCCUGAGUUGAGACUAGGGUUCCGUGGUUGCGGUGCUGCUCGGGCGAUGACGUCACCCAGCGAGUCGAAGCAUGUACACUACAAUCACAAUGACGCUUGUGAGUUGACAAGGUGGAAUGCUAGAGAGUGUUACCAAUUCAUGUAUGCUUCAAGGUCUUGGAACAAAGUUAAUCAUUUCUAUUCCCAAUUGGUAUUGGGUAACAUUUCUUUUUCCGAUAUUUUUGAUAACAAGAUGCACCGUGUUGAUCAUGAGGCUCACCUUCUAGAUGCUUCUGUUCAAACGGAAGAGGUAUCUAGUCCAACUACCAAAAAGACAGGGAGGUGGGCACGGGUAACAUUUAAGAUCGUCUUGUCAUAUAAUGGAGCCUCCUUUGAUGGGUGGCAGAAGCAGCCUGGCCUCAACACGGUUCAAGGGUCUGUUGAAAGAUCACUUGGGAAGUUCAUUGAUGAAAAGAAACAUUUAUUGCUCAAAGACAAGGGUUUACCAAUAGAAGGUUGUGUUGUAGUUGCUGGGCGCACUGACAAAGGGGUGACAGCUUAUCAACAAGUGUGUUCUUUCUUUACUUGGAGGAAGGAUGUUAAAGUUGAAGAUAUUGAAGAAGCAGUAAAUGAUGCAGGGCCCGGAAAGCUUAGGGUCAUAUCUGUUUCUGAGGUAUCACGUGCAUUUCACCCAAAUUUCUCUGCCAAAUGGAGACGCUAUAUUUAUGUCUUUCCAUUAAAUAAUGAGAAGGAAGAAAGUAGUCAGCAUCAGGAUGCGGAUAAUGAUGUAUCUAAAGGUGGAAAUAGAAAUGAUUUUGACGAUGUCCGCAUGGUUGUCGAAGAUUCUGAUGUGCUUGCUGACAAUUACAACACUGAAACUAGAUUUGUUAAGAAACCAAAUAGUUUCUGUGUUAAGAAGGUUGAUCUGCUACUGCGUCAACUGGAAGGAAAGUUAUUAUCAUACAAAAUGUUUGCACGUGAUACGAAAGCCUCGAGAAACAUAGGUCCACCAACAGAAUGUUUUCUCUUCCAUGCUCGAGCAACUGAAACCAAGUUAAAAAGUGAUCCAAAGGAUCAAGAAGGUACAAGUGCAAUGUGUAUUGAGUUGGUUGCUAACCGCUUCUUACGUAAGAUGGUUCGGGUUCUUGUGGCAACGGCAAUAAGAGAGGCAGCUGCGGGUGCAGAGGAUGAUGCCUUGGUAAAACUGAUGGAUGCCACGUGCAGGCGUGCCACUGCCCCACCUGCACCCGCGGAUGGACUCUGCCUUUUUGAUGUUGGGUAUUCUGACUUUAAUCCAAAAGUUUGCCUAAUUUUGUAAUCUUCCUUUCUAUGAGAUGAAAGUGAAUAGGACAUUUUGUAAUGACCUUGAUAUUGGUGAAUUUUUAUUUUUAUUUUCUAAAUGUAUGAUAUGCUUUCUAAUGGCA
Daucus carota subsp. sativus is the source of this 1541-nucleotide messenger RNA. RefSeq lists its product as uncharacterized. Bases 119 to 1435 code for a protein of 438 amino acids. Gene Ontology annotation, biological process: tRNA pseudouridine synthesis. The record is from RefSeq and is a predicted model, not a curated record. Lineage: Eukaryota; Viridiplantae; Streptophyta; Magnoliopsida; Apiales; Apiaceae. The transcript has 9 exons. Gene Ontology annotation, molecular function: RNA binding; pseudouridine synthase activity.